Messenger RNA from Penicillium maclennaniae, 699 nucleotides. RefSeq lists its product as uncharacterized. The transcript has a single exon. Bases 1 to 699 code for a protein of 232 amino acids. The record is from RefSeq and is a predicted model, not a curated record. NCBI's taxonomy places the organism in Eukaryota, Fungi, Ascomycota, Eurotiomycetes, Eurotiales, Aspergillaceae.
AUGGCUCACAACGACUACUCGGAGGCGCCACCGCCAUAUGAUUCCGCAUUUGAAUACACCGCGGAUGAAAAGUUCGACGCCGACUUUGUCCUUCCACAAGAAUCAGAUGAGCCUGGUUUCGCAGUUUCAUCCACUUUGUCAAGAGGACUCCAGGUGCCUUCACGAACUUCAGUCACCAGCUCUGGAUUUGACUACCCGGAAGAACUCACACGCUAUGGGGUAUCCCCCGAGCAUUGGUGCCAAUUCACACAAGCAAUUCAAGAUGAAGCCAAGCUCUCUCGGCAACAGUGGACCACCGUGAUCGGCCGAGGUCUCGGAACGCUUGCCGUCGGCGGGCUCAUGAUCGGCUUCCUUAGCGCCUUCCCGGCUCUGCUGGUCGCUCGCAAAUCUCAAAAAAACCAAGAACGACGAAAUUUGAUCGCCAGUAUGGCCGGUGCGCGUGGACAGCAUUUGACACGCCAUAUCUCGCAUUGGAAUCAGACUUUCUUCCGACCUCGCGGGGUCUUGAUUCGCGUCGACCUGCCAAAUGAGUAUCUCGACGACAUGACGAGUAUGAAUCUUCAUACGAAUAAAAAGAAGCCUCGAUCGGAUCAAGAGGCACGCGAGAAAGCAGCUCUAAAGGCACGGAUCGUGAUUAUUCCCCUAGAAAGAUCCCCGGUGGCAUCUGGGAGCACUUCAAGAAGACUUUCAUAUGCAUAA